This is a messenger RNA of Gastrolobium bilobum, 2351 nucleotides long. RefSeq names its product bZIP transcription factor 29-like. Gene Ontology annotation, molecular function: DNA-binding transcription factor activity. The coding region runs from base 365 to 2104 and encodes 579 amino acids. The transcript is spliced from 5 exons. Gene Ontology annotation, biological process: regulation of DNA-templated transcription. Lineage: Eukaryota; Viridiplantae; Streptophyta; Magnoliopsida; Fabales; Fabaceae. The record is from RefSeq and is a predicted model, not a curated record. Gene Ontology annotation, cellular component: nucleus.
ACCUUUGUUGUUGUUCUUCUUCUAGAGAGAGAGAGAGAGAGUGAAUCUUGGAGAGAUAAGCGCCUGCUCCUUCGGCAUUUCCGUCAGACAAAGUUAACAUCUUGAGCUGGAUUUCUAGGCCAACGCUACUAUUAAUGAAUUGGGUCAUUCAUGUUGCUCAUGUUCUCACCAUUCCCUGAUUUGCUUUUUUGCUUUUUAGAAUGAAGAUGAACGCUGGUGUUCAGCUCAACCAUUUGCUAUAAAAAAAGAAGAUUAUGUGAACUUGAUUGAAUUUGAAUUCUGGGUCUUGAAACUUGUGGAAAAGUUAAGUAUUGUUUGUAAGUUGUAGUGUGAAAUUUAGCUUCAUACUCUCAGCUGAAGCACAAUGGGUGAUAAUGAAGAUGUGAAUAAUGACAUGAUGCAGAGGCUUCACUCUUCAUCUUUUGGAGCUUCUUCAUCUUCGUUUCUGAAACAGUCUAUAAACAUGGACCAACUCAGCAUACCCCAAUUUAAUCCCUCACAAAUGCGCGCUAGGCAUCAACAACAUCAGCAUCAUUUUCAGCAGAGUUUCGGUGUUGGAGAUGGUAACAAAAGAGUAGGAAUACCACCUUCGCACCCUCAUCAGAUCCCACCCAUUUCACCUUAUUCUCAGAUCCGACCCCAAAUGAGUUCACAGAAUGUUUCACCUACACCUACACAUUCGCGAUCACUGUCACAACCGUCCUUUUUCUCACUUGAUUCUCUUCCCCCUUUGAGCCCUUCUCCUUUUCGGGACUCAUCUUCAACUUCAAUGUCAGACCCUGUUUCUGCUGAUGUAUCAAUGGAAGAUCGUGAUGUGAGUUCACAUUCUUUGUUGCCGCCAUCAUCGCCUUUCACUAGGGGUGGCAACAACCCUUCUCGGGUUGGAGAGAGUUUACCUCCUCGCAAAGCGCAUAGGCGCUCUAACAGUGAUAUCCCAUUUGGAUUUUCUACUGUGUUGCAAUCUUCUCCACCCCUUAUUCCUCUCAGGGGUUCAGUAAACCCGGGUGUGGCAAAACCUGCACAGUUGGUCAAAAAGGAAACAACUUGGGAUAGGAGCGUUGACCAUAAUGCAGAGGGAUCCGGUGAGAAGAAAUCCCCUGAGGGGGAAGUUGUGGAUGAUCUCUUCUCUGCUUACAUGAAUUUGGAUAACAUUGAUGCAUUGAACUCUUCGGGGACAGAUGACAAAAACGGUGCUGAAAAUCGUGAUGAUUUGGACAGUAGAGCUAGUGGAACAAAGACUAAUGGAGGUGAUAGCAGUGACAAUGAAGCAGAAAGCAGUGUAAACGAGAGUGGGGAUAGUAUGCAAAGGCAAGGAUUGGUUUCUUCGGUUGAGAAGAGGGAAGGGUUGAAGAGGAGUUUGGGAGGUGAUAUUGCACCAACCAGCAGGCACUAUAGGAGUCUUUCAAUGGAUAGUUUUGUUGGGAAGUUGAACUUUAAUGAUGACUCACCUAAGCUACCACCUUCACCUGGUCCUGGUCCUGGAAUGAUUUCACCUGGCAAUGCAAUUGAUGGAAAUUCAGCUGCUUUCAGCUUGGAGUUUGGAAAUGGUGAAUUUAGUGGACCUGAACUGAAGAAAAUUAUGGCCAAUGAAAAGCUUGCUGAGAUUGCUUUGUCAGAUCCAAAGCGUGCUAAGAGGAUUUUGGCAAAUCGGCAAUCAGCUGCACGUUCCAAAGAACGGAAGAUGCGUUACAUUUCAGAACUAGAACAUAAGGUUCAGACUCUACAGACAGAAGCCACCACACUAUCUGCACAGCUUACUCUAUUACAGAGAGAUUCUGUUGGACUCACUAACCAGAAUAGUGAGUUGAAGUUUCGCCUUCAAUCCAUGGAACAACAGGCAAAACUCCGAGAUGCUCUAAAUGAGGCGCUUACUGCUGAGGUUCAAAGACUAAAGCUUGCUACAGCUGAGCUGAAUGGCGAGUCACACCCUUCUGGCUGCUUGAUUCCACAACAUUCUGUCAACCCUAUGAUGUUCCAGCACCAGCAGCAGCCUCCUACUGCAUCCCAACAAAACAUUCAUCUUCAGCAACAUCAGCAUCAGCAUCAGCAUCAGGCACAACAGCAGAAUGGUAAUGCCAACUCCAAGACCGACAUAAAACAAUAAGUUGGGAAGGAGGUCCUGCAGCUGGAUGGUUCCUUAUAUAUUCACUGCUGUUUCAUUGCAUGCAGCUUCGCAUAUUUACAAAAGUUUUCCUUUGUUGUUAUGAUCCUAAGUUUGAUUGGCAUUGCCUGUCUAGCUCGGACAGAAAGUCCAUAUACAAAUCCUAAUUCCUGUCUUAUAUUUAAAUUAUACCUCCUAUUUAAUUUCAGUGUAUAUCUUAAAUUGUAAGCAUUAUUUGGAUAUGAUUUGU